AUGGAAGAUGGCGCGGAUCAUGAGCAGCAACUCGGCAAAUUGCAUAAGUUGCGUGACGUGUAUCUCCAGAUCGCGAAGGUGGCCCAGGAAGAGUGCCCGAUUGCAUCACUGCAGCACAGU
Messenger RNA from Gongylonema pulchrum, 120 nucleotides. The record is from the annotation of a GenBank genome assembly. Lineage: Eukaryota; Metazoa; Nematoda; Chromadorea; Rhabditida; Gongylonematidae.